Molecule: messenger RNA, 1956 nt
Organism: Closterium sp. Yama58-4
Lineage: Eukaryota; Viridiplantae; Streptophyta; Zygnematophyceae; Desmidiales; Closteriaceae
Source: the annotation of a GenBank genome assembly
AUGAUUGGGGAGGAGCCUAGACCGAGUGACCCCACGCUGCAGGAAGAUUGGGACGAGCGCUCCUCGGCUGGCUACUAUUUGAUGUCGCAGAGUUUGGAGCUGAACCAGCGUCACCACGUCAUGCACCUGCUGCCGGAGGUUGAAUGCGGUCCGAAGGCGUGGACCGUGUUGAAGGAGCUGCACGCCCCGACCUCCGUUGUCGCAACGUUGAUGCUGGAGAGGGAGCUGUCCGCGUUGCGCCUGAGCGAGGGAGAGCCGGUGCAACCAGUCCUGGACAAGAUGCGCGACCUCUACGCGAAGUUGGCGACCGCGGGAAUCACCUACCCGGAGCAGACCAAGUGCUUGAAGAUGCUCUCGCUGCUGCCGGAAUCGUGGCUUCAAUUUACGAGCGGAUUGAGCCUGCCGCAGAACCAGAGCUUGUGGACGCUCGAGUGGGUGCGGACGAAGAUUCUGGAGGAGGACUUCCGUCGCCGCCAACUGAGGGGUGGAGACGACGGCAGCAGCGGCAGCGGCUUACGGAUGCAAGGAGCCGACGUGGCAGAGGACGUGGCUUCGGUGAAUCGUCACCAGGAUGGCGGCGCGCGGAGGAACCAGAAAAACGGCGCCAACAUGGUCGCUGAUUCGUCCGACAACAACCCGAAGGGCAACGGCGGUGCGGAGAAGAAGAAGGAGCGCACCGCGGGCCAAUUCUUCCAUGUGGGAGACAAGGGGGAGCAAGGAGACGCCUCUGCCAAAGUUGGAGAAGAGCUGCACCCCCUAGACUAUUGGGUGUUGGACACAGGCGCUGCUUGGACGAUGACGCCGCGCAAGGACCUGCUGGACGAAGUACGAGCUGCACCGAUCAAUGAAGUGUGCUCCGCCUCUGGACACAUGUUGAAGGUGGCUGGUGCGGGACGAGCUGCGUUUAAGGGAGCGGAUGGCAAGCCGGUGGUGCUGCACGACGUUCUCUUCGUCCCCGACCUGAAGGCCAACCUUAUCUCCCUCCGUAAGCUUGGCAAGGCUGGGGUGAACACCAACACGGAUGGGGCACGCACUUAUAAGGGGAAGCUGGGCAAUCGGGUGCUUUGGGAUCUGCACGAGAGCAAGGACGUGUACAGAUCUAUGUGGCAGCUGCCGGCCCUGGCGUGGCAUGGUGGGGGGCAGGCUGGAGAGGGGUCUGCAUCCCAGGGGGAGUGCAAUGCCGUUGGAGGGGUUGGUGUGAAAGUGUCGGCCAGAUCUGGGGAGACAGAUUGGGCAACGGCACACCGGCGCUUAGGGCAUGUGGCAAUGCCUUUGCUGAAGCAGCUGGAGAAGGAUGGAGCCGUUAAGGGUCUGAAGCUGAACGGACAGCCACCCGAUGACAACUGUGAAAUCUGUUUGCUUUCAAAGUUCACCCGUUUCCCUUUCCAUAGUGUGGCUGGCAGGAGCAAGAAGCCUUUGGAGCUGGUCCACAUGGACUUGGUGGGGCCGCUGCCGGUGCAAGGGCACAAAGGGGCACGGGGAGCGCAGAACGGGGCAAACCGGACCAUUCUGGAGACAGCUAGGGCGCUGCUCAUAGAAUCAGGGCUGAGCAAUUCUAUGUGGCCUCAUGCUGUCCGGCACGCCACUGUCGCUAGGAACAGGGUGCUCACCAAGGUUGGGGAUGACUCGUGGGUGCCGUUGGAGAGGUGGCUUGGGAGGAAGCCGCCGGUGGACAUGCUGAGGAUGUUCGGUUGCAUGGCAGUCGCCCACGUCCCCAAGACCUACCGCAGUAAGUUGGGGGCGAGUGCAAUCUGGUGUGUGCAUUUGGGGCUGGCUGCUGAGAGCAAGGGAUGGCUGCUAUGGGAACCAUCCAAGGGUGUGUUGUUUGUUGUUGACAGCAGGGAUGUGAAAUUCAUUGAGGCCAUGAUGUAUGGGAGCUGGGAGAAACAGCCGGAGGCCGGGGUUUUUGUCCCAGCAGAUGGAGCAGAUCACCAUGCAGCUGGACCUGACUCCUAG